Messenger RNA from Capsella rubella, 2303 nucleotides. Its product is annotated as ETHYLENE INSENSITIVE 3-like 3 protein. The record is from RefSeq and is a predicted model, not a curated record. NCBI's taxonomy places the organism in Eukaryota, Viridiplantae, Streptophyta, Magnoliopsida, Brassicales, Brassicaceae. The coding region runs from base 263 to 2017 and encodes 584 amino acids. Gene Ontology annotation, cellular component: nucleus. The transcript is spliced from 3 exons. Gene Ontology annotation, molecular function: DNA-binding transcription factor activity; DNA binding.
AUUUGGUUACGGAAAAAGAAAAAAAAACAUUUGGCCUUUGGGAAAUAGCCACAACACAAUACAAUAAUUUUGGAUUUGGUCCGACUAAUCGUUUGCCUCUCCCAAUUCGCAGCCAUUUUUUACUCUCCUCCCUCCCUCCCGACUCCUGAGGCUGAGAACGACAGGAGAAACAAAGAACCAGAACAAAAAAACCCUAAAUUAUUUUCAAUUUCGGCGGUUCAGAUUUUGUUAUUGAAGAGUUUUUGAUCGAGGGCUUGUUUAAAUGGGCGAUCUUCCUAUGGCCGUGGGAGACAUCAGGAUGGAGAAUGAGCCUGAUGACUUAGCUAGUGAUAAUGUCGCGGAGAUUGAUGUGAGUGAUGAAGAGAUUGAUGCGGAAGACCUGGAGAGACGGAUGUGGAAGGAUCGUGUCAGGCUUAAGAGAAUCAAAGAGCGACAAAAGGUCGGCUCUCAGGGAGCUCAAACCAAAGAGAUGCCUAAGAAAAUCUCGGAUCAAGCUCAGAGGAAGAAAAUGUCCAGAGCCCAAGAUGGUAUACUUAAGUACAUGUUGAAGCUCAUGGAAGUCUGCAAAGUUCGCGGUUUCGUGUAUGGUAUUAUACCCGAAAAGGGUAAACCCGUGAGCGGUUCCUCUGACAAUAUUAGAGCUUGGUGGAAAGAGAAAGUCAAGUUUGAUAAGAACGGACCAGCUGCUAUCGCCAAGUACGAAGAGGAGUGUUUAGCUUUUGGGAAAUCAGAUGGGAAUAGAAAUUCGCAGUUCGUUCUCCAGGACCUGCAAGAUGCAACUUUAGGGUCUCUGCUAUCUUCUUUGAUGCAACAUUGUGAUCCUCCUCAAAGGAAGUUUCCGCUGGAGAAAGGGACUCCUCCGCCUUGGUGGCCAACCGGGGAUGAAGAAUGGUGGGUGAAACUUGGCCUACCCAAGAGCCAAAGUCCUCCGUACAGGAAACCGCACGAUCUCAAAAAGAUGUGGAAGGUUGGUGUUUUAACGGCAGUGAUCAAUCACAUGUCGCCUGAUAUCGCAAAGAUUAAGAGGCAUGUUCGCCAGUCUAAAUGUUUACAGGACAAGAUGACAGCUAAAGAGAGUGCCAUUUGGUUGGCGGUUUUGAACCAAGAGGAAUCCCUGAUUCAGCAGCCUAGCAGUGACAAUGGAAAUUCUAAUGUUACCGAGACUCAUAGAAGGGGUAAUAACGCUGACAGGAGGAAAACCGUGAUCAACAGUGACAGUGACUAUGAUGUUGAUGGGACAGAAGAUGCUUCAGGUUCAGUUUCAUCUAAAGACAGUAGAAGGAAUCAGAUUCAAAAAGAACCACCAACAGCCAUCUCACAGUCAGUAAGAGAUCAAGAUAAAGCAGAGAAACAUCGCAGAAGGAAAAGACCCAGAAUCAGAUCCGAAACUGUCAAUCGACAAGAGGAGGAACAACCUGUAGCUGAACAAAGAAACAUCUUACCGGAUAUGAAUCAUGUUGAUGCCCCUCUGCUAGAUUAUAACAUCAAUGGUACUCAUCACGAGGACGUUGUUGUAGACCCAAACAUUGCCUUAGGACCAGAGGAGAAUGAUCUGGAAUUAGUGAUUCCUGAGUUCACUAACAACUAUACUUAUCUUCCACAUGUCAAUGGACAAACUAUGAUGCCUGUAGACGAAAGGCCAAUGCUUUAUGAACCAAACCCUAAUCAAGAGCUGCAAUUUGGGUCAGGUUACAACUUCUAUAACCCCUCUGCAGUGUUUGUACAUAAUCAGGAAGACGACAUUCUCCAUACACAGAUAGAAAUGAAUGCCCAAGCACCAACUCAUACCAGCGGGUUCGAGAACCAAGGAGGUCUACUUCAACCCCAUAGCUUACAUGGAAAUGAAGAUGGUGUAAGAGGGAGUGAGUUGCCUCCUCAGUAUCAGAGCGAGCAAGAUAAGCUCUUGGAAAGUAACAUUCUGUCUCCAUUUAAUGACUUGACGUUUGAUAGUAGCACCUUAUACUCCGGGCUUGAAUCCUGUGCUUUUGAUGAUGAUUUCUCAUGGUUUGGAGCUUAGUGCCUUGUCAUCUUUUUGGGAGGUUUCAUGUUCAAAGGGACAUGGCAAUAGUCUUGGUAGUACAGUUUACAUUCUCUUCUACUGAUCUGAACUCUCUCUCUCUCUUUUUUUUAUAUACCUUCCUUAGAUUUGUUAAGAGAAACAAUUUUUCCCUUUUGAAUAAAUUUGCCAGACGCACUGCUUUUCCUGUUGUAAUAGUCUCUAGGAAAAGCAGGUAGUGUAUCUUUUGUAAAUUAACCUGUGAGUAAUUCAUCAAGCUAAGAGAUCACUCAUUUUUUUUUCUCCU